AAUAAAGCUUUAAAGUUCGUUCUUACAUUUUAUACUGAAAAUACUGACGGAUAUUUAGCGUUAAGUCACGAUUCUGAGGGGGUAUCUGCCGCCCUACCCCAAGUUCCCUACGAUUACUACCACGUGCUACACUUGCCCCACUCACCCCCAUUGUACCCGGUGUUUGAUCGACCUCCCCACACAGAAUUCAGCUGUGCUGGACGCCCAAGAGGCUACUAUGCUGAUGUGCAAGCUGGAUGUCAGGCUUAUCAUUUCUGCUGGCGUCAUCGUCUGGUCAAUACUGACCUUUGUACGAAUGGGACUCUAUUCAACGAACAGUUUCAGGUGUGCGACCAUUUCUACAAUGUGCGUUGUGGAUCACCUUACGAAGACCUGUAGUUAUUAUUAAAUUAAAAUAUAUUUAUUUCCGUGGUAUAUUAAGUUUUUAUUUGCCUACUUUUAAACGUUAUUUGUACAUUUAACGCCGUUCAAG
Messenger RNA from Pieris rapae (cabbage white), 472 nucleotides. Its product is annotated as U-scoloptoxin(01)-Er1a. Gene Ontology annotation, molecular function: chitin binding. Gene Ontology annotation, cellular component: extracellular region. The annotation marks the transcript as partial. The transcript is spliced from 4 exons. Lineage: Eukaryota; Metazoa; Arthropoda; Insecta; Lepidoptera; Pieridae. The record is from RefSeq and is a predicted model, not a curated record.